Molecule: messenger RNA, 336 nt
Organism: Dictyostelium discoideum AX4
Lineage: Eukaryota; Evosea; Eumycetozoa; Dictyosteliales; Dictyosteliaceae
Exons: 2
Coding region: 1-336 (111 amino acids)
Source: RefSeq, a predicted model, not a curated record
AUGAGACUAAUUAAAUUAAAUAAACAAAAAUAUUACAUAGGAUUUCCUCUCGUUUUAUUAGGACCUAUAACUCCUUUUGAUUUGGCCACUCUUAUUAUCGAUACAGUUACCUUAGAGGCUUUUGACUCCGAUCCUCUUGUAAAGUUCUUAGUGUCUCAAUGCUUUACAAUUGAAGAAAAAGAAUGGUACAGCGGUUCCAAACCUCUUAUUUCCUUAUUAGUUAAAGCAUUGCGUGGUGUUUCUCAAAAGUUCAUUGACUCUCUUGAUGAACUUACUUUCACUGAAAAGGUUGCUUUUGAAUUCACUUCAAUACCUCUUUAUGCUCCACUAAAUUAA